This is a messenger RNA of Mesorhabditis spiculigera, 222 nucleotides long. The record is from the annotation of a GenBank genome assembly. NCBI's taxonomy places the organism in Eukaryota, Metazoa, Nematoda, Chromadorea, Rhabditida, Rhabditidae.
AUGGAUGGCCCCCUAGACAAGGUGUUGACCCGACCGACGGAUGCACAGCAACCACAAGAGGCACCGUCACAGCAGCCAGCCGUGCAGGCGCCCGAACUUCUUCAGCCGGAACACAUUGUGGCUGCCGAUGAGCCUGAGGUCGACUUCGAUGGCCGUGGCGUUGCCCCCGUUGAUGAGCCGCUUGAGAAGCUCGUCUCCUCGAUUCAAGAUUUAUGUAUCCCA